Molecule: messenger RNA, 1750 nt
Organism: Musca vetustissima
Lineage: Eukaryota; Metazoa; Arthropoda; Insecta; Diptera; Muscidae
Exons: 3
Source: RefSeq, a predicted model, not a curated record
AUGGGUUUACGCAAUUCAAAACAUGAUCCCAAGAGUUAUGAUAUAGCUCCUGUUGUAUCGGAUAAAGAUUUCAGUUACAAGAAAACACCAAGGCCAUUGCCAGAAAUUAAAUUACCCUUACUGACAGUUACACCUGAAACUCCCAGUGAAGAGGAACCACAAAGUGUCACUACAAAUAAUGAAGAGGUACCUCAGGAAGAGCCAACUGCAACCAAGGAACAGCUACAAGUACCUAUCGUAACCUCUGCUGUAGACAAUGAAGAGACAAAAACUGAAGAAGUUCCAAAUCCCCACAUUCCCGCUUGGGUGAACAAGAAAAAUAUCCAACCUUUACUAAUGAAACAAUAUCCCAAUUUCAAUGAAAUUGUUUCGUUCAAAGCCCAACCUGCCUUAGCUGCUGGUGAAAAUUAUGCCACACUUAUGUUGCGCGUCUAUGUCACAAUCAGCCUUUUGGAUGGCACCACCAAAGAUUUAUCGUACAUGUUAAAGGUCGCCCACGACAACAAGGAUAUGCAACAAAUGUUGCAUCAUAUGAACUUCUUCCAAGUUGAAAAUGCCACCUACAAUGACGCCAUACCCGAAAUGGAAGAAAUGUAUCGUAAGGCUGGUGUUGAUGUUUCCUUUGGCCCACAGGCCUAUCGCAUGGCUGAAGAGGCUCCCGCCGAUUUUUAUGUCCUAUUGCAAGAUUUGGGACCUCUACACUAUAAGAAUGCCAAUCGCUUGGAAAGUUUAGAUACAGAACAUACAGAGGCGGUUCUACGCAAAAUGGCUCUAUUCCAUGCGGCAUCAGCUGUUCGUGUGUUCCGGAAGGGAGAAUUUCGGGAGGAGUUUAAGCGUGAUUUGGAUUCGCCAAUUAGUCGCGGAUUUAUACAACAAAUGUUCGGUUCAUUCAAGAAACCAUUUUUGGAUUGCAUCAAACUUUACGAGAAUGGUGAACAAUAUUAUGAUGCGAUGGAAUUUUUCUUCGAUAACUGUGUUGAAGAAUUCGUACAAAUGCGUAAAGUAAAUCCCGACUUCUUCAAUUGUCUCAAUCACGGCGAUUCGUGGUCCAAUAACAUCCUCUUCAAAUACGAUGACCAAGGCAAAUUGGUGGAUUGUCUAUAUGUUGAUUUCCAAAAUACCAAUUACGGCUCUCCAGCUCAAGAUUUCCUAUAUUUUAUGAUCUCUUCAACACAAGCUGAUAUUAAAGUGGAUAAAUUUGAAUAUUUUGUACAAUACUAUCAUCAGCAUUUGGUGGAAAAUUUAAAUUUAUUAGCCUAUCCUAAAGAGAAAAUUCCCAGCUUGAGAGAAUUCAAUAAACAGAUAAUUACCUAUGGUUCGUGGGCCACGGUGACUGCCUUCUUGACCAUGGGAAUUGUGUUGUUGGACCCAAGCGAUGAUGCUAAAUUUGAAAAUCUCAUGGGUGACGAAAAAGAGAGUGUGGACUUUAAGAAACUGGCGUACUCGAAUCCACGUUAUAUAACACACAUUAAUAAGGUGUUGCCAUGGCUGGCUCAUCAUGGUUAUUUGGUGCCAAAAUUUGUUACCAAAGAAGUUGUUGAAACUGUAACUGUCUCUGUCCCUGAACCUAAGCAAGAUCCCUCCACCACCCACCCCGAAUGGUUAAACGAAAAGUAUUUCGAAGAUAUUAUUCGUGGCGAGUUUGAAAAUUAUCAACAAAUUGUAAAAUUCAAAGUCAGCCCAGCAACAAAUACCGGAGAUAACUAUUCAUCGAUAAUGUUAAAGACUGAUAUCGAUAUCGAGCUAAAAG